Molecule: messenger RNA, 2259 nt
Organism: Cyclopterus lumpus (lumpfish)
Lineage: Eukaryota; Metazoa; Chordata; Actinopteri; Perciformes; Cyclopteridae
Product: zinc finger protein 91-like
Exons: 4
Coding region: 393-1571 (392 amino acids)
Source: RefSeq, a predicted model, not a curated record
GAAGACAACAGGUACAUUCAUCCAUGUUCAUUUAACCACUAUAGUGUCAAACAUCUUUGAACUUUAAUGUAGCGAAUGCAGUCUUCAACAACAGGGAAAGCAACACAUGAAUACAGAAACAGCCACAAUUCAACACCAGUAUCAUACAAGUGUGAUUAAAUAAAAACCUGCCGCAAUAACAUCAGCUGUAUUUAAACGCACCACGAGAGCCCAGUACGAACUGAUGCACCUGGUCCCUCUCGUUAGCCAACGGAGCCUUCAGCUACCUGGUCACGUGCACACGACAGGAGUCAAUUCAUCACAGACAUUAAAAUGUGCCCGAGGAACUAAACGCAGCUAGCAGGAACUCAAGACUUUCCGUUCCCGUCCGUGCCCGUUGGAACCUGCUGCAGAUGGAGGGGCACAGUGCCAGGGCUUUUGUGAACGAGCGACUGACAGCUGCUGCCGAGGAGAUAUUUCAUGUUUUUGAACGAACCAUAACAAAAUAUGAAGAAGACGCUUCCAGCUCCAAACAGGAGAUUGAGCGUCUCGGAGGUUUGCUGCAGGAGUUUGUGUCCAAUCACAACACAGACUUUUCUCAGUCGUCCACCUGUAAAGAGGAAACUUCCCCGGAGCAGCUCCACUGUGAGCGGGAGCCGAGCGCCAGCGUCCAUCAGAGGGACCCAGACACACCACAACACAUCAAAGAGGAAGCUCAUGAACUCUGGGCCAUUCAGCAGCCAGAAGAAGAACAAGAGUUUAAGGAGGCUGAUGUCUCAUGUCUACCUCCUUCAUCUGCCUGGGUGAAAAACGAGCAGGACGACACACACCUGCCUGUGCAUCCUCGGACUCAAACCCGUGAAAGUGAGGAGCAAUUUCAGGUGGAAAUCGAAACUGUGCAUUUUGUGCUACCUCUCGCCUCACCUCUGUCGUCACAAACCCCGAUCCACAAUGAAAUGAUCCAAGAUGGCAGGGAAAACGAAAGAACUGCUGCAAGUUUUACGUCCAACCAAACACAGAUCGACCGAAGCCAGAGCGCCAUCAUCGCAUCCAGAGAAUCCCCUCAUUUAUCUCACUUGAGUUCAGUUGCACCUGACUACCGUUGCUAUUUGUGCGACAAAUCUUUUUCCUCCAAUCAUCACUUGACAAACCAUGCCUUUCGCAUCCAUUCAAAGGACGCAGAGGUCCUCUGUGCUGUGUGCGGUACAACCCUGGAGUCCACCGAAAGCCUUAACGUGCACCUAAAUUCCCACAAGGGCUCAAAAUGUUGUCACAUGUGUGGCAAACAGUGCAAAAGCAACACCGCUCUGACCGAACACAUGGCCGGCCACUCCGGGGUGAAACUGCAUCGCUGUCAUGUUUGUGGGAAGGAGUGCAGCCGGAAAGGAGAUCUGAAGAUACACAUGAGGAUUCACACGGGCGAAAAGCCUUUCUGUUGCUCUUACUGUGAUAAAAGUUUCACCCACAGCGGACAUCUGAGGAAGCACUUGAGAAGCCACACCGGAGAGCGGCCGCACCGCUGUGUCGUUUGCGGCAGAGGCUUCCUCCAGAGCACACACCUGAAAUACCACUUACGGACUCACGCUCCGUGAGUGGACCUGGAGUUUAUCAUUGUGCUCUUUGCUGACUCGGCACUAAGAGCGUCUUUCUUCUCUUUACAGCGAUGUGUAAAAGAGCAGCCGUUAAGUCAUCACAUGAUUAAUCUGACAGCCAAUCAGAGACAAAAUGAUCCGCCAUAAUGUUACAUGUUUUUAUUCUUUUUUUUUAAGUACAUUUGUUUGUGUAAAAUCCUUGAUUUCCCCUUAAAAUGGCUGAAAUGGAAACAAAAAGGAAAACCAAACUGAAUCACGGAGGAGUAAAAGGGAAGUAUGUUUUACUUUUUAUCUUUGACUUAAGCACAAAAAUAUAUUUAUAUCAUAUUUUAAUAUACGUCCGUCUUCACUGUUGACACAACCCGUGUUCUGGUGGCAACUUUUCACUUGGUAACAGCUCACAGGAAGAGUCACUAUUCUUAGUAACACAACACUGCUAUUAGCAUCCAGAACAUCUUAGUCAUUAUUUAUUUCAUGUCACAGAAUUUGAAUGAUGUUAAAUCUGUGUGUGCUGCGGAUGUGUUGGUACUUGCUGAACACCGUUAAACCACAUUAGUUAACCAAGAACCAACUGUAGCAGGAUGCAUGUAUUUAUUUAAUACUAUAUUAAUCAAGCAGCAUUUUGUGGAGCCGGUGUGCUGUUCGCUUCAGCAGCAGCUUCUCUCAUAUUAAAAAACACUUUCCCAGC